Radiomyces spectabilis is the source of this 2013-nucleotide messenger RNA. Its product is annotated as WD40-repeat-containing domain protein. The transcript is spliced from 2 exons. The record is from RefSeq and is a predicted model, not a curated record. Lineage: Eukaryota; Fungi; Mucoromycota; Mucoromycetes; Mucorales; Radiomycetaceae. Bases 224 to 1561 code for a protein of 445 amino acids. Gene Ontology annotation, molecular function: protein binding.
CACACGCCAAAUCAGGCUCGUUUUUCUUUCUCGGAAAUUUAGCGGUUUCCCAUCUCACCGUCGGUCCAAGGGAAUACUACGUUCCUGAAAAUGCGUUUCUGGUGAUAAAAUGGGUGUAUUUCCAUUUGUGUGCAACUGUUUGGUUAUUUUUGAUAUUCGCUAUUUCCACACUCGCUUUCCUUUCUUUCAUUAGUACCUUCUUCUACUUUUUUUUUUCUUAUUUAUGACCUUGAUUACCUCUUCCAAGCUACUCUCCUUCCUUCCUUUCUCCAACAAAUCCCCUAAAUCGUCCGCGUCCACGUCCGCGUCGGCGCUGAUUCCACCAGCAAGGUUAGCCGCGGUGGCACCCAGUCCAACCUAUGUAGAAAUUAUUCUCCAGAAGGAUGGUCUCCCAGCAACGAAAUGCUUGAAUCCCCGCCAAUCAUCCCCCUGUACACCGAAACCGCAACGCCGCUUAUCUACGCUGAAAUCCAUGCGAUUCAGGCGAAGACCCUCCGAUUCCACCUUAUCCAACGGAGAUAAGCCUCGUUAUGUCACAGGCGCCACCACAGAUCAAUUGCAGCGGUUGCCGCCCGAAUUAAUCAUUCGGAUUUUAUGGCAUCUGGACUUUGUCAGCAUCUUGAAUUUAUCACGAACUUGCCAUCGCUAUUAUACCCUUUGCUUACGGACCAACAAUCACUUGUGGCGCACGCUGUGUGUCAGAGACUUUCACACCCCAUCGACCACAGCAGGGGUCGACCCGGCCUAUUAUUUUGGCUUGUACCGCAAUUACAAUGAACUCAAACGACGAUGGCGGAAAGGCAAUGCUAGCACGCGAUACUUGACAGGACACGACAACAGCAUCUACUGUUUGGUGUGGGUAGGACCGAACCUAAUUGUGAGCGGCAGUCGGGACCGAUCCAUCAAGAUGUGGGAUCUAUCAAUGGGCAAACAAGGUGAAUGCUUGCUGACACGCACGCAUCAUCAGGGCAGUGUACUGUGUUUACGGGUAUCGGAGGAUCGCACGUUCAUGGUAUCGGGUUCAUCGGAUGCAACGUGUUUGGUGUGGUCGCUUCCAGAUCUUCUUCCUGGAUUGCGACUGCAAGGUCAUAAUGGGGGCGUGUUGGAUAUUUGCAUCAUCCAUGACCGCAUAAUCAGCUCGUCACGGGACGGCAUUAUCCGUGUGUGGAACAAGCAAGGCAUCGAGACCCAGCGGUUGGUAGGCCACACUGGGCCUGUGAAUGCGCUGGAAGCUCAAGGAAACCAGAUUGUCUCUGCUUCCGGCGACACCACCCUCAAGCUCUGGGAUAUCGAAACCGGUCAAUGUUUACGAACGUUCGAAGGCCACACCCGCGGGUUAGCGUGUGUACGGUUCCAUGGCAACCGAAUCUACAGCGGUGGUCAGGACAGCAAGUUGAAAAUAUGGGAUGCCAAUACAGGACAGUGUUUAGCCACGUUAACAGGUCACGCCGAUUUGAUUCGUACUGUUGAUUGCUUCGAGGUAAAGCAAGAGGAAAAAGCCAGCUUUUUAGUGUCACUUCGGAGUUGGCAAGCAUUGUGCAAAACUGGAACCAAUUUUUGACUUAUUUUUUCUAUAGGAUAAGAUUAUCAGUGGAAGUUAUGACCGCACUCUACGUGUAUGGGAUGCCAAAACGGGGGCUUGUUUGUUGAGUUUCCAAAGUGGACAUACAAGUUGGAUAUUUAACGUAUUGCUGAGUCGAACCCGCAUCGUAAGGUACAUGAUCCAUACAUACGCCCUUUCUCGGUACUCGGUUUUUAAUUUCUCUGUUGGAUCUAAAAAAAAUUGGAUUUUUAGUGCUGGGCAGGAUAAACGGAUUAUGGUGCUUGAUUUUGGACAAGGAUUACUGGAGAAUGCCUUGGCAUGAAUGAGCGCAGUCUGGCUGGAUAGAAUGUAAUCGAUGCAAAUUUGCAUAUGAUGGGUUUGGUCUCCAAAAUAGUAUCGUGAAUGUUAAAAUCAAUCAUACAAUGAAUAAACUUUCUAUACCGGUAACGGGAACUUCGUUCUCGGACUAA